AUGACCAGAGACUGCGGACACAGUACAGGAGAUGACCAGAGACUGCAGACCUUUUGGGAGUGGAGAGGAGGGAGCAGGUACCUGAAUUUGACAGGUACCCGCUCCCACUUCCGUGGAGUUGUCCUCCCUCCCCAUCUUCUGAGACAUGUGACAGGUCCCAGAAGACUGCCAGACCAUUCCCAAAGUGCAGCACAUCUCGCACAUGCACAGUGGGCACCUGGCUGUGAAGCCGCAACCUGUCACAGCCGGGUGCCCACACUAAAGAUGCCGGGGUUGGGGAGAGAAGACGGUGAGGACACCGCAGGCCUGAGGAACAGGUAG
Messenger RNA from Staurois parvus, 321 nucleotides. The record is from the annotation of a GenBank genome assembly. Lineage: Eukaryota; Metazoa; Chordata; Amphibia; Anura; Ranidae.